UUCUUAGUUUCUUUGCAUUGAUUUAAUACAUGAUCUUUUAGCUCACCAAAGUUUCUCAUUUUCCAUCUUCUGAAGUCUAAUUCCGUCAUUUCGUCACAGUCAUUCUCCGUCCAGCUUUGCUCCCUUGCUGGUGAGGAGUUUUGGUCCUUUCUAGGAGGCGAUGUGUUCUGGUUUCGGGUGUUUUCCUCCUUUUUGCGCUGGUUUCUUCCCAUCUUUGUGGAUUUGUCCGCUGGUCGUCUGUGUAGUUGCUGACUUUUCUAUUGGGUCUCUGAGUGGACACCCUGAAUGUUGAUGAUGAAGUAUUUCUGUUGCUUGGUUUUCCUUCUACCAGUCUAGCCCCUUCGCUGUACGACUGCUGAGGUCCGCUUCAGACCCUGCUUGUCUGGGGUGCACCUCUAGCAGCUGUGGCACAGCGAGGGAUGCUACCAGUUUCUUUUUCUGCUAUCUUUGUCCCAGGAUGGUGCCUGCCUAAUGUCAAUCUUUUGGAUAUAGAGGGGUCAGGGAGCUGCUUGAGGAGACAGUUUGUACUUUAUAGGGGUUUAAUUGCUGAGCUGUGAGCUGUGUUGUUCAUUCAGGGCUGUUAGGCUGCUAUGUUUGAUUCUGCUGCAACAGAGCUCAUUUAAAAAACUCUUUUUUUUCUCAAAUGCUCUGUGUUGAGGGGUUUGGGCUUUAUUUUUGGAUGUCCGUUGAGGUCCUGCCCAGCUAGGAUGCAGACUAGCCACUGUUUGCCUGCCGAGGCUCCGCCCUGCUGUUGCGAGGCUCGCCCUGGCUCCGCUGUUCUGCUGUUCUCCGCCACGCCCUGCGGCGGAGUCUCUCUGUAGCAGCGUGUUGCCUCGGCAAUGGCUGGCUGCGUCAGCAGUGGGCGUGUAUCUCAGUAGGGACGGGUUGCCUCGGCAAUGGCUGGCUGCAUCAGCAAUGGGCGUGUAUCUCAGUUGGGGCGGGUUGCCUCGGUAAUAGUGGCCGCCCCUCCCCCUCAGAGCGUCUCGGGCCGUCUGCACGGGGCUUGUUUGAAAUCGCGGUUUUGUUCGUCCCACUGGGCCAAUCCUAACGCUCUGUUCCUGCAAUCCCCUGGGCUGGUCCACUGUGCAAGUCUAGCUCAGUCUCAAGUCCAGCCCUCUCACGUCUCCGGUUGCCGGUUCAUUGGGGCACCCGGACAAGCGUGCCCUGCGGGGAGCGCUGGGUAGGGCCGGCCGCCGCCACCCCGGCUGCCGGCUUCGCCAGGCGGAAUAUCUGCCUGGCAUCCCGAGUCUCCUCUUCACUUGGGAAUUUCCCCGUUCCGUGGGCAACAAAGAUCAGUCUGGAAAUGCAGCUCAGACUCACCUCUCCGCCGACACAACGAGAACUCCAAUCCUGGGUUGUUCUCACAGCGCCAUCUUGAGUCCUCCCCCCCAAAAAUAAUGUCUUAAUAACUUCUGUAUUAAUAGUGGAGUUUAAUGUGAGAAGUUAGGUGCUUAUAAAAUUAUUUCAAGUAUAGAAGACCAUUAUUCAUGCUGGGCAUCUAUUAUAGAAAUUGUUGCCAGAAAAACACUGUAGAACUAACCUGCUAAGUGACUGAUCCCUGCAAUAACCAGGAGAGGGCAAGAAGCACUUUCCCAGGUCUUGGCUCAGGGAACGAUCAAUCAGCCAUGGUCUGUCAUGAAGAGAAUUGUAGAGAGUGCCUCUCAUGUUAUUCUCUCUCUUUCAUUAUUUUUUCUAAAUUAGAUUUUGCAUGAGUAUAUUAUAUGUAAAAAUAAAAAAUGUUUAUGUGGGUAAAAGACAGAAAAAUGCUGAAAAUAUGUCUAUCAUAGAUAGAUGUGGAGAUUAUUUUCUGCACAAUUAAAAGGUUUGCAUGUAAAUUGAAUAUUUUCUCCCUACUCAAAGAUUAUAUAAGAGCAUCCAUGCAUAAAAAAUUAAAGUAAAAAGUAUUAAAGAAAUGGAUAUAAAUGAUAAAAUGUUUAUUUAAUACAUAAAUAAUUUGCCUAAAUGAAUAUGAAAUAGGUAGAUAGAAGGAAAUAUGAGCAAUGAACAAAGGAAAAAAUAAAAAGGCUUAUAAACAUGAAAAUAAUUUUAUCCUUAAAAAUCAACCAUAGAAAUAAAAACCACUGAUUUUGAUUAGCAUGUAGAAAAAUGUUGCUCAUGUAUUAUCAGUCAAAAAGUACGGAAUAGAGAGAGGUGCCAGAAGCAGCUAUCAUGUGCCACUCAUGGAGAGGGAGACACGUGGUGAGAGUAAACACUAGCUCUUCUAGUGGAUUGUCCAUGAGGCCAUGUUAGGAUACAUCAAGGAAGCAACCGCAAUCCAUGGACAGCAGAAAGGAGCCAUGCAGGAAAGCAGUCCACCCAGGGUUGGCAUAGAGCCAGGAGAGGCUCCCAAACAUAAGAAGGGGAUGAGUAAGAACCUCUUGGGACCCACACCUCUGCCAUGGGCCUUAGCAAUCCUAGCACAGGAGAUCUCCCAUGAGCCCGGAGGGCCUCCAGACCAACACAGAGAGAUGACUGGAGUUUGGGCAGAGCUGCAGCUAGGCCUACCUGGAGCUCCAUGGGCCUUGGGGCCCUGAGCACGUUGGUGCCAGCUGCUAUAGUCUCACCAGCAAGACAGGUCAGCUCUCUCGCCUGUCCCUAGAAUAGGGGCUGUAUACAUGGUGCUGAGGAGCGGACUGACUGCAGGCCCUGCUUGCUUCAUCGCUCCAGGCAAAGCCCACUGGCCGGGGUUCCCCACACAGCCACCCUGCUUCCACCUGAACACCCAGGCCAGUCAGAGGUCUCUAUUUCUUCGGGAAGGAACUCCCAGCUGUCAACAAUAGGCCUGAGAUUUCUGGUGCUGUGGUCUCCACAUACUGUUCUGUGGCUGGGGAGAGAUCCAAGAUAGCACAGGAGCUAUCCUAGACCUUCCGCAUUGCAGCUGUCAUACGGACAGCUGUCACAGAGAAAAGCGGCCACACUGUUUCCACGCGGGUCCCUGUCCCAGCUACUCCUCACUGGGCAGGGCCUCCCAGCCUGAGGUCUCACCACAACUGCCCCACCUGUACCUGAUCUUUCAUUCUGUGGUGGCCCCGAGUUUCUCUGGGGUAGAGCUCCCAGAAACAACCGACAGGCUCUCUGGCGUCAAUCAUCACCUCAGUGUAGGGCCCUUGUUCCCCCCAGGCUAAGUAGGGAACAAAGAGCCUGACCGCAGCCGUCCGAGGGAGAGAAGGCCAGAUUGUCUUCCCUGCAAACCUCUGACCCCUGCUGUUCUUCACUAGACAGGGCCCAGAUAUGAGUGUUUGUUUCAUAUCUGCCGUUGCUACCGCCAAGAUACCGCCCCCUACUGUCUUCUCAAGCUGGGGAGGGAGUAAAAAGCCCGAGGUCGCCCCAGGUCCAACACUGGAGCGGGAAGAGAAACACACACUCUCCAAGCACUGAGAAGGGUAACCGCGUGGUUUCCUGGGCUGCUGUGGAGCGGGGCACUCCUGCCUCCGCAGGACGAGCCUGGAAAAGGUGUGGUCCAUCUCCCUGCCGUGGCCUCAGCCUGAGGAAGCCCCGCAGCCUGGAACACCCAGCAAAACAAAUGAGGAUGCGGUGCUAGCGAUCGGAGGGGGUUCCCCCGAAGCUCGGGAGCGGACCUGGUGAAGGGGUCACUUCUCUCCCCGUGGUGCCGCAGACCAGGGCUGUAGAUGUGAUGAAGUACAAAUGAACCACAGGCCUGAGCAAGGGCCUAUCUACCAUCCAUUACUCAAGCGACAUCUACUGGAGUGCAGCCAAAACUGCUACAACACAAAAAAUACUUUGCUACUAUCGUCCAGUGAAAUCAAGGGAAAGAAUCCAGCCACAAAUAAAAGACACUGCACAAAGCCUUGGCUAUCUGAAAACAUCCACAAACAAAGCCAACUGACUAUACUCAAAUUACACCACAGGUAAAUAAACCAAUGCUUCCAGAUGAGAAAGAACCAGUGCAAGAAUGGUGGAAAUUCAAAAAGCCAGUGUCCCCUUAUCUCCAAAUGAGUCCACUAGAUCCCAAACAAUAAUUUCUUUUUCUGCUUUCCUUAUUUAUUUGUUUUAGGAUAACUUUUAAUUUUAAUUAUUUAACGUUUAGGUUCAGGGAUACAUGUGCAGGUUUGUCAUAUAGGUAAAUUGCUUGUCAUGGGGGUUUGGUGAACAGAUCUAUCACCUAGGUAAUAAAUAUAGUCCCUGAUAUAAAGUUUUCUGAUCCUCACCCUUUCCCCACCAUCCAGUCUCAACUAGGCCCAGCUAUUUCCUGUUCCUUUCUUUGUGUCCAUGUGUAGUCAAUGUUUAUCUCCAAUUUAAAAGUAAGAGCAUAUAGUAUUUGGUUUUUUGCUACUAUGUUAGUUCACUUAGGAAAAUGGCCUCCAGGUUCAUGCAUGUUGCUGCAAAGGAUAUGAUUUCAUUCUUUUUUAUGACUGCCCCCUCCUUCAAUAGAUAGGCAAGCGGCAUUAGAAGGGGAGCUUUUAGCCUGCCUGGUAGUGCAAGAUUGACAAGGCAAUCAGGUACAUAAAAAGAUAAGGAAAAGCAUUAGAAGGUAGAAUCCCCUAAGCUUGACCACUUAGCUCUCUGGCUUCAGCCCCCUUUCUAGGGAAGUGAAUGGUUCUGUCUUGCUGGCCUUCCAGGCACCACUGGGGUAUGAAAAAAAAAAAAAAAAAAAACCUCCUGCAGCUACCUCAGUGUCUGCCCAAAUGGCUGCCCAGUUUUGUGCUUGAAACCCAGAGCUCUGGUGGUGUAGGCACCUGAGAAAAUCUCCUGGUCUGCGGGUUGUAAAGAUCAUGGUAAAGUGCAGUAUUUGGGCCAGAAUGCACCAUUUCUCAAGCACAGUCCCUCACGGCUUCCUUUGGCUAGGGGAGGGAGUUCCCCAACCCCUUGUGCUUCCUGGGGAAGUGACACCCCACCCUGCUUCUGCUUGCCCUUCCUUGUUGCACCCACUGUCUAACCAGUCCCAGUGAAAUGAGCCGGGUACCUCAUUUGGAUAUGCAGAAAUCACCUGCCAUCUGCAUUGGUCUCACUGGGAGUUACAGACCGAAACUAUUCCUAUUCGAUCAUCUUGCCAGCAACACUCUAAAGUUUGGUGAAGCCUUUAACUGAAAAAUUUGUGUGUGUGUGUGUGUGUGUGUGUGUGUGUGUGUGUAUAAUUAGACUCAAAUAUAUAUAUAUUUUCCGUCAUCCUAGCCCUGUUGCUUUUUUGGUACAAAGCAAUAACCUCUCAUUUUUAAAUUUAUUUUUCUCCUUUUGCAUUUUAUUAUAACAUGUAAAUUAACUUACUCACAACUUCUGUUUACUUCUGGACUAAUAAAUAUGUUUCUGAAUAGGGUUCUGUUUUAUUAACAAUAGGGUGUUUGUUUUGGAACUAGAAAGUAACUCAGCUUGACGUUAUGUGGCACAUUUAAAAGAGUUUAGUUGUUGCAGAGCUCUGGUACUUUUCUUUCCCUUAUUUAGUUGAUAACGAAUAUAGUUUACCUAAUAACUCCCUUUGGAAGCAUUCAGUGGGUCAUGGUAGUCUCAAAUCCCAAAAGCACUUUCUUCUUUACAAUAGAGAGAUUUUAAAAUCUAACUUUCCUCAUGUGACAGCGAACAUUUAUGAACAGUGUCAAAAAUGAUCAGUCUUACUAGGAGGGGGAAGAUGGCUACUUUGUGAGAGUAACAUAAGAUCGCCGAAGACUUAAAUUUCUGGAGGUCUUCAUACUUACAAGAAACAAAAAGAAAGGGACAAUAGAAAAAAAACUAUUGCAACUAUUUUACUUGUUCACCUGAUAUCUUAAAUUGCAGUUGAAUAGAUUGGUCAGAGUUUUAUCAGGAAUAGCCAAAGACUAAGGUCUAAAUUCAGCAGUGGGGCACUAUGCACUCUCUCUUCUGAUAGAUCUCCAUCAGCUUUUAAUGCUUGGGAUUACUUUAAUGGUGAACAAAGCCUUUAAUUCUGUUAUAAUUUCAGUAGCCUCUAGAGAGUUGACAUCUGGUAUAAAACCAAAUAUCACACAAAUGACUGAUAUGUAUUAUUUUCCUUAUUAAAUAUGGAAGAAAAGAGAGGCAGAUGCAGAAAUGGUAGGCUAAAAGCUCUAGAGAAAAGCUUAACUGAUUUUAUGAUUUUGCAGAAGGCCAGGGAAAUGGAAAGCAAGAACAGAACAGUGAUAACAGAAUUCAUCCUUCUUGGUCUGACCCAGUCUCGAGAUAUGCAGCUCCUGGUCUUUGUGCUGAUCUUAAUUUUCUACUUUAUCAUCCUUCCUGGUAAUUUCCUCAUCGUUUUCACCAUAAGGUCAGACCCUGGGCUCACAGCCCCACUCUACUUCUUUCUGGGCAACUUGGCCUUCCUGGAUGCUUCCUACUCCUUCAUUGUGGCUCCCAGGAUGCUUGUGGACUUCCUCUCUGAGAAGAAGGUAAUCUCCUACAGAGGCUGCAUCACUCAGCUCUUUUUCUUGCACUUCCUUGGAGGAGGGGAGGGAUUACUCCUUGUUGUGAUGGCCUUUGACCGCUACAUCGCCAUCUGCCGGCCUUUACACUAUUCAACUGUUAUGAACCCUAGAGCCUGUUAUGCAAUGUUGUUGGCUUUGUGGCUUGGGGGUUUUGUCCACUCCAUUGUCCAGGUGGUCCUCAUCCUCCGCUUGCCUUUUUGUGGCCCAAACCAGCUGGACAACUUCUUCUGUGAUGUCCCACAGGUCAUCAAGCUGGCCUGCACCGACACGUUUGUGGUGGAGCUUCUGAUGGUCUUCAACAGUGGCCUGAUGACACUCUUGUGCUUCCUGGGGCUUCUGACCUCCUAUGCAGUCAUUCUGUGUCGUAUACGGGGGUCUUCCUCUGAGGGGAAAAACAAGGCCGUGUCCACAUGCACCACCCAUAUCAUUGUUAUGUUCCUCAUGUUUGGACCUGGCAUCUUCAUCUACACACGCCCCUUCCGGGCUUUCCCAGCUGACAAGGUGGUUUCUCUCUUCCACACUGUGAUCUUUCCUUUGUUGAAUCCUGUCAUUUAUACCCUUCGCAACCAGGAAGUGAAAACUUCCAUGAAAAAGGUGUUUAAUAAGCACAUGGCCUGAAAAAAGGGCAAAAUAAAAGAAUAAAAAAAGACUGUAGAAUUUUAUCUGAAAUUGAUUUGUUUAUGGAAAUUGAUUUGUUUAUUUCCAAGUACUGCAAUCAUUGAACACAUCCCAUUUGUCAGGACUAUCCUAGGAACAGAAAAAAGAAAUAUGAAUGAGAGAUAAGUUCUGUCUGCUAUCCAAGUGAUUCAACCUAGUAAAAGAAACAUUGAAAAGACGGAUGAGGUUUGUCUGCUCUCCAAGAGAUACAACCUAGUAAAAAUAGCCGUUAAAGUAGAAAAUAAAACAGCAUAGUUUCAGGAGGAGAUACUGCUCUGUAAAAAUGAAAAAGAAAAGUGAAAUGAUAGAUUGUGACUCUGAAUUGGGAGUAACCAGUUUGCAUUUAAUCAUCAAAAAAGGCCUUCUUGAGGAGCUGACAUUUUGGAUCAUAUCUGGAUAAACUGAAGGAGUAAACAUGCAAACAUUUGAGUCUAUAGUAUUCUAGACAGAGGGCACAGGUAGUGCAAAAACUCAAAGAUGGUAAUGAACUUGGUAUAUUUGAGGGAUGCAAUAAAGUUCAAGUUACCUGGAAUAUAGUAAUUUAAUGUGAAAAUGAUUAGACUUAAAUUUGGAGAUACUGGUAGUGUCUAAAACAUAUGGUCUACAUAGUAAUUAUGAGUUUUAAUUUUAUUACAGUUGAAAUAAGAAAUCAUUCUGUUACUUUAAGCAGAAGAAUGAUUCCUCUACUGAAGGUUCAUAAAUGACUCAGGGCUACAAACUCAAGAUUCUGUGCAGAUAUCAAAGCAUUGAAAAAUAUCAUUGAGAGGAAAUAUUAUACUUGUAAGUAUACUUUGAAAGGUAUUAAACUACCAAUAUUUCUUCCAUAAAUAAGCAAAGAAUGGCAAAAGAAAGCUGGUUACUUUUAUUGAAAAAGGUCACAAAAUCAUUUUACUUCGUUUUUUUUCUAGAGUGUCAUUAUUAAUCCUAGCAAAUUUAUAUGACUUUCAGCUGUAUGUUUGAUCUUAUUGCCAGUUGAUUUCACUAUAAGUACAAUGAUGACUGUCCUUUGGUAGACCAAUUAGGAUUCUGUGUCAGAGAAGAAAUCAUUCUAGUGAUAUAUAUUUUUUUACAUAUUCUGGGUACAAUAUAUUCACUUGAUCUUAGCCAAAAGGCUGAGAAGCAAUUAUAUAUAUAAUCCAAUAUACAAUAUAUUCAGACAAAUACAAUAUAUCCAGAUGUAUGUCUUGCACACAUUUUCUCUCAGCCUAAUAGCUUGACUUUCAUUUUCUUAAUGGUUGGAUGUUGAAAGAACAAGUUUUAAAUUUUGGUAAGUCCACUUUGUUAAUUUCCUUUAAACAAAAAUUAUUUAAUAUAGGGAAUUAAGUAUUCACAAAAUAGCUGGAAACUCUAAAAGAGCAGACUACAGGCUGGAUUGACAGAUGCCUCACAGACUAACACAGGAGACCUAUGUUGUCAGGGAAGUUGUUCUUGCUGCAAUGUUAGCCAUUUGUUGUCUGAAAAACACUGUCAUGUGCCUGGUAUGUAGUUGAUGAUCCAGAACCACUGUGGACCUAUCAAAUCGCCCCUAGUGCAACAGAAGUCUCUCCUACUACUUCUCUGCCUAACUAGCUUACUACAAAUUCAAAUCUCUUAUGAGUAUAUUAAAUGGUCAGCAUCCAAAACAUCUGGAACCCCAAAUGCAAGGGAGUCUAAAAGUGAUUUUUAAAAUAUUUUAUUUCUGAUAAUAACCAAAGUUUAUAUUUAUGAAUAUAAAUUACGUACAUGGUAAAAAUAUUCAGGCUAUAGAAAAAGUGGUCUGAAUCUUCAAAUAAUCCUUUUUCAUUCUUACUCUGUUUAUUAUGUUGCUUUCUGUUUUACUGAGAAAGUUAGCAGGUGAGAAUUCCUCAAUCUCGUGUCACUACCACUACCUAUACACCUCCAUCUGGGACUAAGUUUCCUUUAACUUCUCCUGAGACUGGGUGACCUGAUCCUGCAUCUACAGAAGUAAACCCUUCUUCCUGUGUACCAGGUUCCGCCCCCUCCUCUCUACUAAAGGCAAUGACUCUGGCAACUAACUCUUCUUUCUCUCAUCUAUAACAUGAACUCUGUCCUCCCUAUUGAGUGUAACAUUUAGGAGGUAGCCACAGUUCUUCCCUCCUAAAUAAAACCUUCUUGCCACCUUU
Molecule: messenger RNA, 9151 nt
Organism: Callithrix jacchus (white-tufted-ear marmoset)
Lineage: Eukaryota; Metazoa; Chordata; Mammalia; Primates; Cebidae
Product: olfactory receptor 4N2
Biological process (GO): G protein-coupled receptor signaling pathway
Cellular component (GO): membrane
Molecular function (GO): olfactory receptor activity; G protein-coupled receptor activity
Source: RefSeq, a predicted model, not a curated record